Molecule: messenger RNA, 3232 nt
Organism: Haliotis rufescens (red abalone)
Lineage: Eukaryota; Metazoa; Mollusca; Gastropoda; Lepetellida; Haliotidae
Exons: 3
Coding region: 222-1724 (500 amino acids)
Source: RefSeq, a predicted model, not a curated record
AUGUCACACAUAUAAGGGAGUCAACUGCAUGGCGGACGCUUAUCUCCUCUAUCAGUUAUUGGGCAUGACGUCAUACGUCAUACAAUCGACAUUGUCCAAUAUAUAUGUGCCCAAGAGUUAGUGUAGGGGCCAGUACUGUUGUAGAAGUCUUGUGUAGUCUGUAAGCGUCAUACAAGGAAGGAAAUCGCCGGGCGGUGACUGUUCGCUUUAUCAGCUCUACCAUGGUGCUGAAGACUUGCCUUCUGCUGUGCGGCCUACUGGGGAGCGUCACCCCCCAUGGAUAUCUCUCCGUCCCCCUUCAACGUUCAAGUAUGUGGCGUGGAGGGUUCGCCGUCCCUGCGAAUUACGACGACAAUGGUUUGCGGUGUGGCGGUCCCACGAGACAGUUUAACAAGAACAGUGGCAGGUGUGGCAUAUGCGGAGACCCCUGGGACGCCACCGACAAGGAGAACGAGGCUGGGGGAAAGUACGCCAGUGGCAUUAUAAGUAAAACCUACAAUGAGGGGGAUCGGAUGGCUGUGGAGGUGGUCAUCACCUCCAACCACAAGGGUUACUUUGAGUUCCGACUGUGUCCACACAACAAUGUCCACACACCGGCGACCCAGGCCUGUCUGGAUCAACACCUGCUACAAGUAGAGGUUAACAGGGUGAUGGCAACCAAGUACCAGCUUGGGACGGGUACCGGCACCUUCCGUAUGAACGUUCUACUACCUCAGGGCGUCACAUGCUCCCAGUGCAUCUUUCAGUGGAAGUAUCGGACAGGCAACAACUGGGGGUGUGAAGGUUCAGACUGUGGUUUAGGCAAGGGUCCUCAAGAACACUUCGUCAACUGUGCCGACAUUGAAAUAACACAAAGCGGGCAACCUCAGACGCAGACUCCGGACCCUUUCCAAACUUCGACCCCCAACCCGACCCCACGUACUACUCCCGUUCCGACGCCAGCUGCCACACUUCAACCAUCGACUGCAGCACCAGCAACAUUGGCUCCAACAACUUCUCCCAGCAACGUCAACUACGACAACUGCCGAGCAAUAGGAGAGUGGACAGGACAGAUUGGAAUGACAAACUGGUGUAAGACAAACUGCGCCCUCGGGAACUGCCCGGCUUCUCAUUGCCUCUGUGGAGCAUCAACCUUGGCUCCAACUUCUCUUUGCCUCUGUGAUGCAUCAACGUUGGCUCCAACUUCCAACUACGACAACUGCCGAGCGAUAGGAGCCUGGACAGGACAGAUUGGAAUGACAAACUGGUGUAAGACAAACUGCGCCCUCGGGAACUGCCCGGCUUCUCGUUGCCUCUGUGGAGCAUCAACGUUGGCUCCAACUUCCAACUACGACAACUGCCGAGCAAUAGGAGAGUGGACAGGACAGAUUGGAAUGACAAACUGGUGUAAGACAAACUGCGCCCUCGGGAACUGCCCGGCUUCUCAUUGCCUCUGUGGAGCAUCAACCUUGGCUCCAACUUCCAACUACGACAACUGCCGAGCGAUAGGAGCCUGGACAGGACAGAUUGGAAUGACAAACUGGUGUAAGACAAACUGCGCCCUCGGGAACUGCCCGGCUUCUCAUUGCCUCUGUGGAGCAUCAACGUUGGCUCCAACUUCCAACUACGACAACUGCCGAGCAAUAGGAGAGUGGACAGGACAGAUUGGAAUGACAAACUGGUGUAAGACGAACUGCGCUCACAAUCCCCCAUUUUGUCCAUCCAGCCGCUGUGACUGCAGUUAGAGAUGCUCUCACACCGAAGCAUGCCAUUAUUAUGUAUUCAAUGCUUAAUGCACUUUCCACCAUAGUCGCACACAGUACAUUCAAGCCGUUAUAAUCCACGCCUACGACCUCCGCCAUUUUGAAAAUUCCGACAAAAAUCUGACGCGGCUUGUCAAAACUUAAAUAUUGUGAAAAAUUAUGUACUCAUCCAUUGAAUUCAGGCGAACGUUUUGCAAUCGAUAAACAUCGUGUUACAUUUGCCCAACGAUGCAUUGACAAGAACCAGGGACAUGCUUCAACAUUUCUUAAUAAACAAUUAGUAGGAAAACAAUACGCGCCCAGCAGGUCGUUUUACAUAUUACCCACUGUGGUCGAAUGACACACCGACAAGAAAUGUGUUUUCACUGUCAUCUUGUAGUGUUGUGGUGACGUCGCGUUAACAAUGCGUGAUGUAAUGAACAAUGGCUGGCGUAAUAUUAUUUUGUACUCAACAAAGCAGCAAGGGCAAGUCAUGGUGCUUGAAAGAUUUACCAACAUUGAAUAUCACUUCUGAGAAGUUAUUACAACCCUCAAUACCUGACGACGGAACUAAAGGGACACAUCUUGAUACUUUGAUAAGAAAAUCGAUAUUUUGUGCUGUGUGUUUUAGAUAACAUUGAAGCUUGGCACAUCAUAAAAGAAAGACAAAAAAGGAACAUGUUCCCAAUACUUUAGAAACAGUGAUUUUUGUAGACGUCUCAGAUAACUUUUGGCCAUUUCUCACACAAUGUUCCCUGUUGGCCAAGGCUGAAAAUAUUAUCUUGUCCCCAUUAACCAGAGGUUGCAGCAUGUCAUAUUCUGAAAUCUGAUAUACAGUCGGUAUGUGGUCCGUCUGAUGACAUUACAUUUUGUCGUGUAGUUUGCCGCUAGACACAACUUGGACUUUUGACCUCCGUGUACCACUGUGACUGCCAUGGCAACCGUGUUAAGCUGAUCUCUCCAGCUCAUGCUUCAUCUCUCCACGUGCAAUGUGUUCACGGAGACAGGGUGUCGGUAUAGAAAUUUAAGUUACUUUUGAUAUAUUCUUGUGCGCAUUUCCUUAAUUAGCACCUUUCAAAGCACUUUUACAUUUGUUUGAUAAAGAAGGGGUAUAUUUGUGAUCACUUAGUACUGGAUGAAUGUCAUCUUCCCAAGGCAAGUUGUCCAAGGUACAGAAAAUCGCCGUGAAGAGUUGCACCCAUUAGCCCUGCCAGGAUACUGUGAUUCUCCACGAUUACGAUCCUUGGCUUGUCAGAACGGGUUUCAACAACGUGGUAAAUGGCUACCAGGCGUUCCAGUCCUUUAAUGCAGUAACAAUAAAUAACAAUAAAUAAAUAACAAUCAAUAAACAGUGAAGACAGGUUAAAUAAAGCCUUCAGGGUCUGAGCUAAACAUGGUGCACUGUGACCAAGUUUUCUGUGGGACAAAUAUGCACCUCGUACGCAUUCUAAUACACACAAGUGCUUUUUUUUUGUUGCGAUGCUUGAAUUAUUAAAUAUAUUUUUCAACUA